CCCCCUGUGAGUCAGAAUGACGCAGGAGGCGAGGGGGGACAAGCAGUCUGAUUCAGUUGUGCUCCAUCGAUAUAAGACAGAUAUACCAGUAUACUCCUGGUACACGGAGGAUAACGAAGAAGAGAAAAUUAGCUCCUGGGUCGUGUAAAGAUGACGAAAGAGGACGCAGUAGAAGUGGAGGAAGCCCAGCCAGCCUCAGGGUUUCAGAGCCCGGUUCUGGAGACGAGGAAGAGGCCCAUGGUGCACCACUCUGCCCCAGCACCCCUCCCCAAGGACUAUGCCUUCACCUUUUUUGACCCCAACGACCCUGCCUGCCAGGAAAUCCUGCUUGAUCCACGGACCACCGUCCCCGAGCUCUUCGCUAUCAUCAGACAGUGGGUGCCGCAGGUGCAGCACAAAAUCGACGUCAUUGGAAACGAGAUUUUAAAGCGAGGUUGCCACGUGAACGAUCGAGACGGACUCACAGACAUGACUCUGCUGCACUACGCCUGCAAAGCAGGGGCUCAUGGGGUUGGUGACCCGGCCGCGGCGUUGAGGCUGACCAAUCGGCUGAUUGCCCUGGGCGCUGACGCCGGUCUGCGGAGUCGCUGGACGAACAUGAACGCGCUGCACUAUGCAGCUUACUUCGACGUACCCGAGCUCAUCAGGAUCUUACUGAAAGGGUCAAAGCCAAGAGUGCUCAACUCCACAUGCAGUGAUUUCCACCACGGGACUUCCCUGCACAUCGCUGCCUCGAACCUGUGCCUGGGAGCUGUGAAGUGUCUGCUGGAACAUGGAGCCAACCCCACCGUCCGGAACAGCAAGGGUCAGGGCCCUUCGGACGUGGUUCCGGACCCCAUGGACAUGACCCUGGACAAGGCAGAGGCCGCCAUGGUGGCCAAGGAGCUGAAGCAGCUGCUGCUGGACGCUGUGCCUCUGAGCUGCAACCUGCCCAAGGCCACGCUGCCCAACUACGACAACAUCCCGGGGAACCUCAUGCUGACCUCGCUGGGGCUGAAACUGGGAGACCGGGUGAUGCUGGACGACCUCAAGCCUCCCCCAAAACCAUGCAGUGAUGUCACUUCUGUGGUGCCACAUGUAAAGCAGAACGGGACGCUUCGUUUUUGCGGGACCACAGAGUUUGCCAGCGGUCAGUGGGUGGGAGUGGAGCUGGACGAGCCAGAGGGCAAGAACGACGGGAGCGUGGGCGGGGUCCGGUACUUUAUCUGCCCCCCCAAACUUGGGAUCUUUGCCCCAGUGUCUAAAAUCAGCAAGGUCGUGACAGACCAGACCCCGUCUUCCGUGACCUCCACCCCCAAGACCCCCCGCAUGGUGUUCUCCCGUGUCACCGGCAAGACCAAGAAGGAGAAGAAAGAGAAAGACAAAGAGAAAGCUCUGCGGAAAAAAUCCCUGUCGGUGGGCAGCCUGGAUCGAGAAGGGUUAAAGAUCGAACUGGGGGAUAAAGUUCUGGUCGCCGGGCAGAAGCAAGGAAUCAUCCGGUUCUAUGGGAAGACAGACUUUGCUCCGGGUUACUGGUUUGGGGUGGAGUUGGAGGUGCCCACUGGGAAGCAUGACGGCUCGGUAUUUGGGGUCCGGUACUUUACCUGCCUGCCGAAGCACGGGGUCUUCGCGCCCCCCUCCCGAGUGCAAAGACUUAGCGGCCCCAAAGACUCUCAAAGUGACGGCACACUAGUUAAGAAAGUCCACCAAGUAACUAUGUCUCAGCCCAAGCGUAACUUUGCCGCAGUGAGAACGCCCAAGGAUAUCACUUCAGAGAGCUCGCUCUCCAGAUUACUCUUCUGCUGUUGGUUUCCUUGGAUGGUCCGAGCUGAGAUGCAGUCCUAACCGCUUAGAGCCUCUGAUCGACAGCUCUCUCCCGCUCUCCCUCGCUCUUCCUUUCAGUGCUCGUCUUUCAUUCCUGCUUUUCGGGAGAACCAAUCAAGACUGUUGCUGUGAUUUAUUGCCGUAGAAUCCCAGUGGUCGCAGUGCUAUAGCAAAUCCUAGUGCCUUGUACCUAGACCAAUGCCCUGCAUUCCAUCUUAGUCAGCACCUGUUUUUCUCCAGAGACACUGACCAGACAAAGGGGUGCUUGCAGUACCUUUGUGUACCUUUCUGUUUUGCUGUAACAAAAUACAUUUGAGAAAAUGUAUCCUAUUGAUUUGAUCCUAUCUAGGCCAAAUCUGCUUGAAAGCUAUUAAUAAUGAGACAAGUUGCUUAACCACACCAACUCCUGCUCCAUUUUUUUUUUUUUUUUUUCAAAGGAAACACGUCAUCUUACCAGCGUUUUAAAGAAAUACCCCCAGCGUGGUCAUGUUAGCAUUUUAAAACGGUUCCGUGUACAUUUUAAUUCGUUCUUGGUAGUUCUGUGACCUUAGCAAGAUUUGGUUCACUUUUAAUAAAACCAUUUUUAGGAUAUUUUCUGGUUUCAGUCUUUACACAUCGGUGUCUUUUUAAAGUUCCUUCUUACAAUGCUCUCUAGUAAUGACAUGAAACGCAUCAGUAUGAAAUACCAUGUUGCAGGGGGGGCAGGUUAAUGGUUACACUCUGGUAUACCAGCUUUAUUUAUAGGUUAGAUGCGAUUAUGUGAGCUCUAAUGAGGAGGCUUUAAAAAGGUCACCAGGAUGUGAUGACUGAAACCGAUACUAAUGCAGAAAGCAAGAUUGCAUACAAUAUAUAUAGAACUGAUAUUUCUCUGAACCUAUAAACACCGUGUCACAUAUUGUAGCUAAUAACUAUACAGUACAAUGGUGUGAGUAAUGUUUAGGAAUUGGAAUUUGGUGAAUAAGUUUGUGAAAUGGAAUUGGAAUUUUAAAAAACGGAAUUGGAAUUUUAAAAAACGGAACUGGAAUUUUAAAAAACGGAAUUGGAAAUGUAAUUGGAAUUUUAAAAAACGGAACUGGAAUUUUAAAAAACGGAAUUGGAAUUUUAAAAAACGGAAUUGGAAUUUUAAAAAACGGAACUGGAAAUGGAAUUGGAAUUUUUUUUUUAAAAAAGGAAUUAACCCCAACCCUGCAUGAAAAUAUAUGAGAAACAGUUCACGAACUAUACCUACAACAGUGUCACACAGUGUUAAAUGAUCCGGAUUUUUCGUUGCAGUACAGUUCUGCUGCUAAGAUCACAUUUAUUCACAUUUCGCAAUUUCAUCCCGGGGUUAGUUUCAUUUUGUAAUGUAGUUCAAUCAGUGUUGUAAAAUUUGUAUUUCAUCCUUCCAAGUGUGUGAUGCGGUCAUGACUUCACUUGUUAAACAGCAAUAUAUCUGAUCUUACCUGCAAUGUGAAUACUACUAACUGAUCCAAACUGGCCGCACACUUAUGGGAGCAAUCUCUACAAAUUAACAAAUUGAACAACAGCUUCACACCAUUUCUGUAAAUUGAUACUGUAGAUUGUAGCAACAAAAGGUUAUUAUGAUGACAAUGAAUAAUAAUAAUAAUAAUAAUAAUAAUAAUAAUAAUAAUAAUAAUAAUAAUAAUAAUAAUAAUAAUAAUAAUGAGCUAGUUAUAGCAAUACAUUGAUGGUCAAGAGGGUUUACAAUAUAAGGACCUUAUUUGCAUGGAGAUUUCAGAGAGGCUCUAUAUGUCCGCAGCAAAUUUUACAAAAAAAACUGCAGUGAAUGUCUGUUUUAUAGGGACAUAGUUAGACUGCAGUUUUAAGUUAUUUGUGACUGCAGAGUAACAUGUUAAACUUCAGUGCUGGUACAUUUAUUCUGCAGGCUGGCUACAAGAUGUGUGGCUAAUAUCUAUUCCCCUUUAAGGGACUUUAAAAGGGGGAGGAAGUUCCAUUUUAAGCCACCAGAGUGCGCUAUGCUCAAUGUGGAAAAACCUUUAGAAUUAAAGGUUAAUUCAAAAAAGGGUAAACCGAUUUUAGCCGUGAUAUUUAUUUAUUUAUUUAUUUAUUUAUUAUUUUUUUGGAACACCUGUUAAUAAACACUUUCAGUGUUGGCUCUCUGUCACUAUUUGAUCCACAUUGCCAGCAAACUGCGUUUCAAAUUGUUGGUGCCUGCUACGGCAUCUACAGUGAAAGCCCACAGAUGAUCAAUAAGAAGCGAUUUUAAAGCUUAGUUUGAGACUUUGAUACAUUUCCAAUGAAUUCCCAGUACCUUACAGGUGCUGAUUAAUAAUCCCCAGGCUUUAUUUUAUUUUUUGGGUGAAGAUGCAGUAUGCUGUUUUCUGCACUUGAAUGAAACCCAGUGUUGUUAAUUGCUUUCUUUACUUUCACUUUACUAAGUGAUGUUUGCCGCCAUUGAAUGGUUCUGUUGCUUCAGUACCGAGUUGUGAUUAUUGUUAAUAUAAUUCUCUAAAUCUGACCUGGCUUUGAGCUUGUCUGGAGUUGAAAGGUUACACUGUCACAUGGUUUGAAUGGAAUGAAGUCUCAAUGAUGGCAAACACCAUCUCAAUAGUAAGGGGAAAUGUAAAAAUGCUAUUAAAAUGACAACUGGGGCGACUUUUAAAGGAGUUUGAAGCGUUAGGACCUGAUGCCUUUAAACUGUAUCAGGUUUCUUUGGUCUUACUUUACCAGUUUUAAUAGGAAGAUAUGCUAAAAAGAAGGCAAGCGAAAUUGGUAAACAUGGGCUUCGUUUUGAAAAAUGACAGCUUCUUUUUUUCAAGCACGUCACAUUUUUAUUAAUAUGUAUGUUUCAAUGAUCUAAGUCGUGGCAGAUCUUCAUACCCUACAGUUUACAGCGAUGGAAACAAGACUCCCAUUACAGAGCAGUUUGAUCCAUUCCUGAUUUUGCUGUGAGUUUUUAAUAAGACACACCUGAGUUUGUUACCUACCCUGAGGCUGAUGAAGCUCAUAACUGCUAUGCAACGGGAGUCUUAUUUCCAUCCCUGAUUUAUAAACCUGAUAUUUUUUGGUGCACCUUAUUCCACUGUUUUUUUUUUUUUUUUUUCAUGGUAAAUUAAUACAGAAUUAAUACAGAAUAAAUUAAUACAGCUGAAUUAAUACAGAAUUAACAUAUUUUGAUUUGUCACUCCUUAGACCGUUAAAUUAGACCCUGUAGCAUUGUUAAUGUGUUGCUAACCUAUUAAUUUAUUCAUUCAUUUAUUUUUUUUAUAUUAGUAUAUUUAUUUUUAUAAUAUUUGCCUUCAGGAAAUGGAUAUAUUACAUCGUUUGUUCAUGGGAAAUGUUUGACUGCAAUGGAAUAUAAUAGUCAAGUGUUUUGUUUUUCUCCCUUGUGAAAUCACCAGUAGCUGGAUCUGACUGUGUAAAAUGACUUUCUGCGGGCCCCAUUAAAAUACCUGCCAUGGCUUGACAUGCCUCUCAACUGUCCCUGAAAAUCAGUGACAGUGCCUGGUAUUUAUUUUUGUGCAUCCUCUGCCUCAUAUUCCCCUUACAACACAAGGCUAGCAUAAGCUGUGCUUGAUUCGUGUGUACCCAUUCUGUGACUUAUCAAGCUAAUGUAAAGUGUCAUUAAGCCAAUUGUAUUAGCCAUUAAAUUGUCCUUGAUUUCUUUGUAUUUCUUUUUUUUAUUUUUGUGUGUCACCCGCAGGUAUUAAACCAGGUAUUGUUUUUUACUAGAACACCCUGUCCUGAAACACUGAAUCGGAAUCAGGCAUGUAUUUAUCAAAUGCCAAAAUGUAACCUUGCCAAAAAAAAAAAAAUCCUGUUUUAAGGAACCACUGUCUGCUAUUUUCUGUCUCGCCAGAUUGACUGAUUUUUUUUUUUUUUUUUUUAACUCUCGCAUAAGCAUUAUUUAAUUCUGUGCCAGUUUCAGAAUGUCAUAUUACAUUCUUAAGCCGAGGGAACACGGAGCCCCUUUGUGGUUUGGAACUAGGUUCCAGGAGACGGCACACCAGUGGGGACUUGAGGUUUGAUACAGCAAAGUUGCCUGAGACUAGGUCUCCUGGAAUAGGUUUCAAGCCACUGUUCCUGACAAAGUGUCUUUGUGUUUCCUCACCUUUACAGUCCUUUCAGUGUUCUGGAAUGGCCUCCUUUGUAUUCACAAACGACCUCUUUACUCGAGAUGGAAAGACCUGUUUUGUUGAAUUGGGUAUUGGUGUCUUAAAAGAAAAGAAAAAAAUACUGACUUGUAACUACUGCAUGCUCUUAGUUCUACUUUUCCCUUUUUGUUUUCAAAUCUAUAUUAGCAUGAAGAUAUAACUGUUUCAUUAUUUAAUAAUGUUGUUUAUUAUUAUUAUUAAUAAAGUACGUUGUGUGUUUUAUAAAUAA
Acipenser ruthenus (sterlet) is the source of this 6147-nucleotide messenger RNA. Its product is annotated as CAP-Gly domain-containing linker protein 3-like. The record is from RefSeq and is a predicted model, not a curated record. Gene Ontology annotation, molecular function: microtubule plus-end binding. Gene Ontology annotation, biological process: cytoplasmic microtubule organization. Gene Ontology annotation, cellular component: nucleus; cytoplasm; microtubule plus-end. The transcript has 15 exons. NCBI's taxonomy places the organism in Eukaryota, Metazoa, Chordata, Actinopteri, Acipenseriformes, Acipenseridae. The coding region runs from base 151 to 1824 and encodes 557 amino acids.